ACUGGUUUGCACAAAAACCAUUGAAUCAGAGAGGGUAGUUAAGCAGAAGUGCUUUGUUGAGAUGGCAGUUUACUCGGGUCUCGAUGAAGCCUCGGCGCUGGCCUCUCUUCCCGGCGACGUUGACGGUUACAUUUCCAUUUGCGGUUACGGUUCCCUCCUCUCCGAGAAAAGUGCCAGAUCAACCUUUCCAAACCUAACCAACUUCCGAACCGCCAGAUUAACUGGUUUCCGACGUCUCUUCUCGGUUGUCGGAGCUUUCUUCUUCACUCAUGGCAUCGCAAACCCUAAGACUCAGAUUCCAGCAUUUAUUAAAAGGGAGAGGGAAUACAGACUUUUAGCUGUUUUUCCUGAAUCACUAGAUGGAAAGCCCUUUCCCAAUCCUGCAGUCAUUUGUGCAUCUUACACUGAUGAAGAAUUCUGUAAAAAUAAAUGCUCCGAAGGAAAGGAAACAUACUUUCAACCAUACGGAGAAUAUAAUGUUCAUAAGAUUUGGCGGGAUGACGUUUUACCAUGCCGUGUUUAUCUUCGACACUGCGUCCUAGCCGCAAAAAGCCUCGGCGAUGAGGCUUACAGUAACUUCUUGGACCAUACCUUCAUUGCUGAUCGCAAAACAACCAUACGCCAGUACUUUGAGACAGUAGGCACAGGCAUCAUGGAAGAAGAGCCUCCUGAAUCAUUAAAAGCACGUUACGGUGGUUGAUCAGAUCCAAUAGUCGAUACACUCGGCAAGGCUCUGGCUUAUGGGGUUUCCAUUUCUGAAUUUGUUGUCCUUGUGUACUUUUGAUAUGUGAAAUAUAGAUAAUUGCUUUCUUUUCA
This is a messenger RNA of Vicia villosa (hairy vetch), 816 nucleotides long. RefSeq lists its product as uncharacterized. NCBI's taxonomy places the organism in Eukaryota, Viridiplantae, Streptophyta, Magnoliopsida, Fabales, Fabaceae. Bases 62 to 700 code for a protein of 212 amino acids. The record is from RefSeq and is a predicted model, not a curated record. The transcript has 7 exons.